AAGUUUUAAUUCGAAUCAUCGCCAAUGCUUAAUAACUUCCUCACAGCUCUCACUUGGAGAAAAUGUAAUUUAAUUUAAUAGCCAACAAUAAACAUCACUCAUCCAAGGAGAAAUAUCAGAAUAUUACAAACAUUUUAUUGGAAAUAUAAAUCGAAUCAUAGCGAUUUACAGAGACCCUCUCUCUCGCAGGUUUUAUAAAUAGCUUUGAGUUUUACUCAAUUCAAUCAGUCGACUUGGCGAAACCCUAGCUAAAACAUCGUCUUUAGAUCUAUAAAAGUAAGUGGCCGCAGAGAUGGCGGCGCGAACUUUGACCCUACUGCUGAUCCUUCUGGCUAGUGGAGUCAAUGGCCAGGAUGUCCCAUCACCGAUGUGCCGCCAGAACGAGCUCUGCACCACAGUGAAGCGCUGCGAAGAGUCGGAUGACUCCGGUCGUGACGGCAUUGCACCACGAGUGGCUAUACGCUUCUGCGGCGUGGGCCGAAUGUGUUGCGAGAAGGAGCAGCUUGACAGCUGGGAUGCAUUUCAGGCGGAGUCUAAAUCCUCAUCACUUACCACUGGCUGGAUCAAAAACAAGGUGAGUCGGAUACCGGGACCUGAACCCAACGAGAGCUGCGGCCUAAAUAUGGAGUGUGUCCCACGGAAACUAUGCCGCGACAAUGUCAUCAACGACAAUGGAUUCACCCUGAUAAAUCCCAGGAUUGGGAACACCAAGUGCUUCAGAUCCCUGUACCGCUGCUGUGAGGUUAGCCAGGAGGUCGACGACAGUGAAAGUCCUUAUGUGCAGAAGCAGAAGGACUUCAAGUACAGGAGCUGCGGCUGGAGCAACCCAAAGGGACUAAUUCCCGACGACGACAAAUUCAGCUAUGCAGAGGACGUGUCCAUCUUUGGCCAGUUCCCUUGGAUGGUGGGGAUUUUCACCGGACGCCAGAAGUUUCUUUGCGGCGGAACCCUAAUCCAUCCUCAGCUGGUGGUCACCAGUUCACACAACGUGGUCAACGAGACGGUGGACACCCUGGUGGCUCGUCUCGGUGAGUGGGAUUUGAACAGCGUGAACGAGCCGUAUAUCCACCAGAGCCGGCGUAUCAAGGAGAUCAUCAUGCAUCCCGAGUUCGACCCACAAGUGUUCUUCAAUGACAUUGCCCUCUUGCUGCUGGAUGAACCCGUCCAAUUAGCUCCUCACAUCCAGCCUCUGUGCCUGCCUCCGCCUCAGACGCCGCAACUGAUCAAUCAGCUGCUGUCCGCCAACUGCUUUGCCACAGGAUGGGGCUCUAAGGAUGCCAAAAGUGACAAGCUGGAGCAGGUGCUCAAGCGGAUCAAUCUGCCGCUGGUGGAACACAAAGAGUGUCAGGCAAAACUGCGUCUCACGCGUGUGGAGAAGCGCUUCCGGCUUCGUCCUAGCUUCAUCUGUGCCGGUGGCGAUCCUGGCAAAGAUACAUGCAAGGGAGAUGGUGGCUCACCGCUCUUCUGCAUGAUGCCUGGCGAACGGGACCGCUACCAGCUGGUGGGCAUUGUAUCCUGGGGCGUGGAGUGCGCCGAGGAUGACAUCCCGGGUGUGUACGCCAACGUGCCAUACCUCCGUGGUUGGCUUGAUGAGCAGAUCAAGGAACUGGGCCUCACACUAUAAUUUCAAUAAGGAAGUCUAUUAAAACAAUAUAAUAAUAUAAUAAUACGAAUAUUUUGAAGAU
Molecule: messenger RNA, 1685 nt
Organism: Drosophila serrata
Lineage: Eukaryota; Metazoa; Arthropoda; Insecta; Diptera; Drosophilidae
Product: phenoloxidase-activating factor 2-like
Biological process (GO): proteolysis
Molecular function (GO): serine-type endopeptidase activity
Source: RefSeq, a predicted model, not a curated record